Molecule: messenger RNA, 9126 nt
Organism: Dermacentor albipictus
Lineage: Eukaryota; Metazoa; Arthropoda; Arachnida; Ixodida; Ixodidae
Gene: mtm
Product: phosphatidylinositol-3-phosphate phosphatase
Biological process (GO): phosphatidylinositol dephosphorylation
Cellular component (GO): cytoplasm; membrane
Molecular function (GO): phosphatidylinositol-3,5-bisphosphate 3-phosphatase activity; phosphatidylinositol-3-phosphate phosphatase activity
Source: RefSeq, a predicted model, not a curated record
GGAUGUGCGGUCGCAGUGAUCGAAUUGUGUGAACUGCUACGGUGCCUUUGACAUAAGCAGCGAAGCAGAAAACGGCUGAUCAUUAAUUAAUUGUGCGUCACAACUCCAUUACGGAGGGUUUGCAUCGAACGUUCUAUGUUGGAACUCCCAGCGCAAGUGACUGUGCCUUUUACUAUCCCCAAUUUGGUCUUUACUUCCGCGCUCCGCCUCUUUGAUGGCGGCGUCCUAAAUAGCAGAAACCAGCACAGAAGCUAGCAAAAAACUGCACCAGAAAUAGGAAAGUUCCGACAAGGCAUCAUCUAAGAGCAAUGGAUAAGGCGAAACAAGGAGAGCCAACAUCUCACAACAGCCACGGUCUAAAGCCGGCCAGCGUUGACUCGUUGGAAGGUUCCGAAAGUGGCUCACUAAACUCCAAACUCGGCCCGCGGUCGGUGGGCAGCCACAGCUCCCACUCGCCGUCCAAGUCGCUCUGCUCGUCAUCUUCAACAUCCACGGAAAACAUGCAACUCACACAGGAGCUCAAGGCGAGUAUGCGAGAAGUGUCCAAGGUGACAAAGACGCAAGAGCCUCCUUUGCUUCCUGGAGAACAGCCACACGUCGUUCAGAAAGCACGAGACGUCACCUACCUGUGCCCAUUUCAAGGCCCCAUUCGUGGCUGCCUCUUCAUCACUAACUACAAGCUGUACUUUCGCAGUGUUGAGAAGAAUUCCCGCUCCAAACAGUUCACUGAACCACGGUUCACACUGGAAGUCCCGCUUGGUGUUGUGAGUCGCAUCGAGAAGGUUGGCUAUGCGUCGAGUCGCGGAGAGAAUGCAUAUGGCAUUGAGCUCUUCUGCAAGGACCUGCGCAGCUUGAAGUUUGCCCACAAGCAGGAAAACCACUCGCGGCGAGACAUCUUUGACAAACUGCACAAGCUGGCCUUCCCGCUCUCCAACAACCUGCCAUUGUUUGCCUUUGAGUACGGCGGCCGGUACUCUGUGAAUGGCUGGGCCGUGUACGACCCAUUGGCUGAAUACCGACGUCAGGGCCUGCCCACUGAGAGCUGGCGGCUGAGCCGUGCAAACGAGAACUACCAGCUGUGUGACACCUAUCCCGCCAUUCUAGCUGUUCCAGCUGCAGCUGACGACAGUCUCUUGGAAGCCGUGGCUAGUUUUCGAAGCCGGGGUCGCAUUCCGGUGCUGUCCUGGAUCCACCCAGAGGGACAGGCAACCAUAACUCGUUGUAGUCAACCCAAUGUUGGCGUGAGCGGCAAGCGCAGCACGGAAGACGAGAGCUACCUGCAGAUGAUCAUGGAUGCCAAUGCACAUUCGCAUAAGCUCUUCAUAAUGGAUGCUCGACCUAGCGUGAAUGCUGUGGCCAACAAGGCAAAGGGUGGCGGCUACGAGAGCGACGAGGCAUACCGGUGCACCGAGCUGUGCUUCUUGGACAUACACAACAUCCACGUGAUGCGGGAGAGCCUGCGCAAGCUCAAGGAGACCUGCUUCCCUAGUGCAGCAGACGAGUCCCGCUGGCUUUCUGCGCUCGAGGCCACCCACUGGCUGCAGCAUGUGCGUGCCGUGCUGGCUGGGGCUCUGCGUGUUGCGCACCGCCUCGAAGGGGCCAAGGGAUCGGUGCUGGUGCACUGCUCAGAUGGGUGGGACCGCACUGCACAGCUCACCAGUCUGGCCAUGCUCAUGCUUGACCCUUACUACCGCACCAUUCGAGGCUUCGAAGUGCUCGUUGAGAAGGAGUGGCUCAGCUUUGGCCACAAGUUUGCUCAGCGAAUUGGCCAUGGAGAUGACAAGCACUCUGAUGCAGACCGGUCACCCGUUUUUCUACAAUUCAUUGACUGCGCAUGGCAGAUCAUGAACCAAUUUAAGAAUGCUUUUGAAUUCAACGAGCACUUCCUCAUCACCAUCCUGGAUCACCUCUACAGCUGCCUAUUUGGUACAUUCCUUUACAACUCGGAGCAGCAGAGAGUUAAAGAGACGGUGCGUGAACGAACCCAGUCGCUGUGGUCGAUGGUGAACAGCAACAUCGAGGAGUACACCAACCCGUUGUAUGCUAGCUACCCGCAGCAGCAUGUCUUGUUUCCGGUGGCCAGCCUGCGUCGUAUCCAGCUCUGGAAAGGCUACUACUGUCGCUGGAACCCACGUAUGCGCCUUCAGGAACCAUUGCAGGUGCGAAGCCGGGAACUCCUGCAAUUGCGUGCACAACUGCAAAGGCAGCUGGAAGAACUGAAGAAGGAGCACGAAUCCAAGGUGUCUCGCAUCCCACCAAGAGUCUCAUCACCCAUCACCGUUUAGCUGCUGUAGCUGUGAAUGCUGCAUUGUACAUUCUCAGACUGUCAAGGAGAAGCUUUGCGAACUUGAAUAGCACGUUCCUACACCUCGGACAAGUCGCUUAUGUGUUUGUUAAAACUGUUGCCAAGAUGUUGUUGGCUCAGUGUUGCACAGGGUUGCGUUAAUUACCUCCUCAUGAACUUACACUUUGCUGGACUUCUUACCUCUCGGGUUAUAUGAAGUGCAGACACUUUUUUAAAGUUCGUAUAAGCCACGUCUUUUGCUAUUAUCAGCUGUUACGUAAUGUCAACCUUAGUGCGACAUAGCGCUCGUGUUCUGGUGACAUGGGGGUCCUGUGUAUCGUAAUAUAUAUUUUUAUUACACUUUUUCUCCGCAGACAUUUAUGUCUGUGCAUUUUAUUUGAUAAAUAAGAAACCGUUUUGAACAAUAGCUUGUGAUUUUGUGAUAUGCUUUUAUUCACUAUUCAGUCUGGUGUUUACAGUUUCUAUUUGUUGUUUUUAGUGAUGUGUUAUUUAUCCCUGUCUCACAACACAGUUCUGAAUUUUUUGUCUGCAGUAAUUACUGACAUAAAUGUUUAUCUAGACUGAUUCUUUCUUUUCAUUUGUCAAAAAUUGCUUUAUAGCUCUUAAAAAUGCAUAUACAGGAUGUCUCAGCUAACUUUAGCCAGAGUUUUAACAUAACCGAGUGCCACGUAGCUGGACAGAACCAAGGUAAUGUUGUUUGUCGUCACUUGGAGAUGUUCAAAUAAUUGCAGUGCGACUGGCCGCUCGAGGCACUUUGCAUGCAUUUGCGGGCUUCUUUUAUUUUAGAAAAACACUUCUAUGUAGCACAUAUUGAGCAACAGAAAGCUGUAUCAGAAGUUUUUUCAUGUUGCUCUACAAUUUUCUCAUUUACACUUUUCAUCUAAGUGUAAUAUUUGAGAAGUUGGUUAAUUAAUUAAGACUAAUUAUCUCAUUAGGCAGAAUGAAAGAAAAAUGAGUAUGUCCAAGCAACGGCAAACAACAUUACCUUGGUUCUGUCCAGCUGCGUGGCAUUCGCAUAUUUUUAAACUCUGGUUAAAGUUAGCUGGGGCACCCUGUAUAAUGGUUUUGAGGCACGGUUGUCAUGCGCUGCAUGCAACUGCGCUGCAAUUUGUACCUGUUGAAAAAUGUUGCAACAGGCACCGCCAUUUAGCUACUGAUUAGAUGCAUUAAAGAAUAUCCUAAUUAUGUGUACAAUAUGCAACGAGGUGGUUUUUGUAAUGACAAGCUAUUUGCACUAAUUGCGGGUAGCCUACCUUUUACUUAGUAUUUUAAUUAAUUGUAGUUGCAAUCACUUUGUCAUAAAUAAUCAGAAAUGUAACCUUGAGGUUUCAUGCAUUAAGCAUGCCGAUUCUCUUAUAAAUAAGUGCUAAACUGCAUAAAAAAUCUUUGCUAUGUCAUAAAUACUUGCACUUCUCUCCUCUGCACACAGCACCACCAUACACCCGUCACCAAAAGCAACCACAGGGUCGCCAAAAAAACUAUUUCUUCGUAAUUAACAGGCAUAAAUAGAAACUGAUGAAUGCACUAGAAAAUUUGUGAUGCCAAGUUUGAGCUGCAGUCUUUAAUUUCAUGUUGCAUUCACAAACAGAGGAGAAAAUAAGUUUUAUCCCUCAAUUCCUGGUCCGUAUACUUUUGCUCAUGGGCGUACACAUGCGAUUAGGAGCAGGACUCUGCAAGGUGUGUUUGGCAUCGUCAAACAUAACUAUACCGAACAUGGUUUAAUCAAAUUGUGGAUUUCUUGUAUUGAACAAUUUCUGAACAAUGUGAACCUGCAGUGAGAAUACAGGUCAAACUCCACACGAUGCGAAAUGGCUCCGUAAGCUGACUUUCCCACUCGGACAUUUCAUUACCAUGUUUGUCAUAGAGGAAGAAAAAAAAGCACAUAAAAAGCUUUUCUUUCCAUCAUAUAUGCCUUGUGCGGAUAUUCCUCACGAAGCUGCUAUGUUCCAGCCAACCCUUGAGGGAAAAAAGAAAAUAUGUGCGUAAAUCAGCCAGCAGAUUGCGGGCAGAGCCUUAUGUAUUGGCCAACGGGCACACAAGUUCAUGACAAAAAAUUGUUCAUCUAGCACUAUCCUUCCUGAUAAAGUAAGUUAACUUUGUAAAUAGAAACCUUAAAGUUAGACGUGUUGUUUUUUUACAGUCACAUUUCAUGAAACUUUAUUAUACUGAGCUGCACAUUAUAUCGAGCUUGCAAUUGCUCUUUUUUUUGUGUGUGUGGUUUCGAUUGAACGGGUUGGAUUACGCAUUAAGCUGUUCAAUAUACCCAUGCUGGUAGACAUCAAACACAUGGCUUUGUAUUACAACAGCAGCAAAACGAAGACGUACUUCACAGACUUCAAAAGCUGCAGUAAUACAGUCGGACCUCAAUAUAAUGAACAUGGAUUUAAUGAAUUAUUGGAUAAACGAGGUAAAUCUAUAUUUGUAUACAUUUUUGUUGACGCUAGCAUAUGAAUGAGGUUUUAUUAUUAAUAGACGAGAUACCGUACAAUAGAAUAUUAUACAAAAGGAGGUCCUGAGGUCAAAGACUGUAAUGGGACCUCCUAUACAGUGUAUAAGUAAGAAUAAACAGCUGCUACAAAUAGUAUAAAAAAUUUAAAGUAUAGAAAACAUAGUAUUGGUUUAUGUUUAGCAGUACUAAUACAAAUCAGCUACAGACAUGCUAGUAAAAGAGUAUAAUUAUUAUUACAUUCGACUAAUUACAGAAGUAGAACUAACUAUAACGCCAUUAUGAAAGUAAAUAGCUAAUGAGACAUAAUCACCGAACAGUUAUUUGUGUCGCGUGAGUAUUAACAAAAUGUACAUUUGAAAGGAAAAAAAGGGAAAAAAAACAUAAAUGGUUGCAGAUGAUAAAAUAUGGUCUUUUAGUUCUCGUUUAAAUUGAAAUUAUUUACAUGACUUAAUAGUAGGAAGUAGUGUGUUCCAGAAGGAACUGAACAAAAAAUGGAUACUCUGCUUACCAUAACUUGUGCAUACCUUGGUAAGAAUAAAAUUAUUCUUUAGUGCAAACCGCAUAAGAUUAGUAUUCGUUAAACAAGAUCAAGGUAUCAGACUGUUGUGGUGAGCGUUAUCUAGUUGUUGGUAUAAAAACAUACCAAGAUUAAAGUUACUAAGUUCGUCUAAAGUAAGAAUGCUGUAGUUAUGUAAUAACUGUUUGGGAUUGAAAUGGUUAUGACUAAAUGUGAUUAUUCUAACAGCCUGGUUUUGUAAUACUUGUAAUGAUUGUAAGUGGAUAGCAUACAUAUUGCCCCACCAUGCAUUUCUAUAGUUUAUAUGUGAACGGGUAAAUGAGUAGUGUAAAGAGAGUAGUGUUUUAAGGUUAAAUACAUAUUGAGCUUUUAGAAGUGUCCUUAUUCCAAAGGUUGCCUGAUGCCUAGUGUUGGCUGUGUGUUGAUAAAAUUUAAGGUUAGAAUCAAGUAUUACACUUGGGUAGUUACAGGAAGCGCUGUGCACGAUAAGAUUAUUAGCAAGGUAGAGCGGAGGAAUGAAUGCGAAUGAGCAUUGGUGGGACAUGAAUAAAAAAAUUUAGUUUUAGACGAGUUUAUAUUGAGCUGGUUAAUAUUGCACCAAUUUAACAUGUUGUUUAAGUCAUUGUUAAGUUUCGAAAGUAGGUUUCUUACUCAAUUGUCAGAGUUAGAGAUAGUUGUGUCAUCUGCAUAAAGAAUGUACUUAGAAGAAAACAGGCAAUGAGGCAGGUCAUUAACAUAUAUUAAAAACAAGAGUGGGCCAAGUAUGGAUCUCUUUGGUACAGCAAUUUUUGUUAUUAUUGAUUUAGAAAGAACACCAUUAAUUCUUACUUUUAGUUUUCAAUUUUUUAAGUAAUUUUGUAUUGAAGUUAAAGCAGGACCUGCUAUUCCGCUAGAAUGCGGUGGUUAACUUUAUCAAAGGCUUUAAUUAGAUCCACAAACACUGAUUCAGCAUACAUGCCUUUAUCGAUUGCCAUCCUUAAUUGUUCAGUUUGGGCGAUGAGAGCAAGUUCAGUCAAAUAGCCUUUGUGGAAGCCGAAUUGUAAUGAAAAAGAAUACUAAAUUUAAACAGGUAUUUAGUGAGGUGCUUUUAUGCCAGCCCUUCAAUAACAUUGCUAAGAAUGGGUAGAAUGCAUAUUGGCCUAUAAUUCGUAAUCAAGGCACGGUCACCCUUUUUAAAUACUGGAGUAAUUCUACUAUGUUUUAGUUCCUGUGGGAAGGUUCAAGUCUUAAACAUUAGGUUAAUAAUAAUUGCGAGAACACUUGAGAUUAGGUGCACAAUUAGAUUGAUGUGAUUUGAAUGCAUAUUAUCAAGACCUGCACUGGUACAUUUAAAUUUCUUAUGUUUUCUAUUUCCUGUGGUGUGGUUGGAAACAAAAAGAAUCAGCGAGGUAGGCAUUUCAUUAAAUGGUUAUAUUGCGUGGGUAUAUGUGAAUCGCUAGUAAAGAAAAAUUCUGGAAAAGCAUCAGCUAUAUCUUGUGCGGUGGUGUAAUGAAUAAUUUCCCUUAAAGUAUCGCCAUUGUUUUGCCUAUUUAAAAACUUAUUCACUAUCUUCCAUUUCUUACUGAUAUCUUUUCCGCACUCUAAUAUUUUUUUUUUGUCUUAAUAAAGUUUUUUAGAUUUUUUUUACUUUGAUAGAAAGAAAGUUGGAAAAUUUUUUAUACAUUUUAGCCAAAUUGCUGUUAAAUGGCCAUAGUUUCGAUUUCUUUAUACAGAUUGUCUUUUUUGUAUAUCAAGGCUAGAAAUUAUCUGAUAGCCAAUAAUUCUGUGGGGACGCAAACUUUUUUUUGCAUUUGACUUUGCGGGUGUGGCUGUCAAAAUACGAUUUUAGUAAAGAUAUAAAGAACGAGAAGGUCAUUUGUGGAUCUUUUAUAUCUGCUAUAGAAGACCAAUCAGCUUGGCUCACUGAAUAAAUGAAAGUUUCUUUGUCAAGUGUUAGCUUUGUAUAAGUGGCUUUGACAGAGUUUUCUCAAUUCUGAAAGCGUAAGAAUAUCAGGUAGUGAUCAGUCAGAUUUUGUAAUAGAAUGCCUGCGUCUGGCGGAGAGAGCAGGUUUGAAAGUGCAUGAUUAAUUAAUGUACCAUCUUCAUAGUGCAUCACAUAGGGGCUUUUAUCAAGCAUUCGUAACCGAAGCUAUUGAAACAAUUUGAAUAUUGUAAGGCAUAGGCAGACGAGCUGUGUGCGAGGUUAAUGUUAAUAUCGUCUAUAAUUAUAAUAUUUUUAUUUUCGUCUGCAAGAGUACCCAGCAGGUUGUGAAGUGCGGUGCAGAAAUCAUUUAUAGACAAUGAAGGCGAUUGAUAUGCCUGAUUUAUUAUAAGAUUUUUGUUAUCCACAUUAAGAAAGGCACUUUUAAGUUCAACCCAUACUGAUUCACAGUUACCUACACUGAGAAGAAGGUCGUGCCUUCUUUUUUACGUAAGAGUACUUGAAAUAUAUAUUGCGGUUCUUGUCGUGGUCACUUAACCAAGUUUCUGAGAUCGCAAUAAUUUAGCAUGCGAAGUGUCGCAGUCAGAUUUGAAAAGUUGCGAGUGUCUGUGUAUGCUUUGUGCGUUAAAAUGAAUGAUAGAUUUGUGAUUUCUAGACAUAAUUAUUUAGCUUGUUAGUUGUAAAAUAUGAUGACAUUGUGAAAUUGUCUGGUGAUGCGAUUUGUCAAAGGCGAAGGCAGCUAAGUGAUCACAGAAAGGUCGGUGACGAUCUGAAAAAUGCAGCAGCCAGUUGUUUUAUGACCCUUGAUUUGGCAAUUGUCAGUUCAUAAGAAUUGCCAUUUCUUAGCUUUCUUGAGAGUUAAGACCUUAGCAAAGAGGGUCUUAUUUUCAUGUGUUGGGUGGUCAUUUACGUACAGCGGUGUUUCUUUACCUACCGAUAUGCCUAUGUAACCUAGAGUUAGCCGCACUUUUCUUGCUUUUGUCAUGUAGUCAGACUUUUCCGUUUGCGAUAUAAAGCGGGCAAUGAUGUUUUUGUUGUCAGUUUUAGUAGGCACACUGAACUGUGCUUAUAAUGAAUAUCAGGUAUAAUGAAGGAAGUAUUUUCACGUUGGAUGCAACUGUGUUGUAAUGAUGUUUGACUGCACAAACACAGCAUUCAUUUUUAGGCACCCACGUCAAUGUGUUUCCAGACUCAAAAGACAGAUAACACCAAGUAUGGAUGCAGUUCUAUAACAUGAUUAAUAUAUAUACACAUCUCAACACAUUUGUAAAAAUUGCUUUGAAUUAAGCAAUCAAAGGAAUAAACGUUUUUGCACACAGUGUAGCACUUUACAAAACGAUCCUCGCAGUCAUGUGAAUUACAGUUGAAAAGCAAGUUUGACUAGGCAGCGGUACCAGCCUGCCCAGUUUAAUGCUUGUAAGCAAUUCACUUUGAAUUGGUAGCACAGUUCUUCAAUGUAGCGAGUUUAAUAAUGAAGCUCCAUCUGAGUUUCUUAAGCAAGUGUGCAGUUGAAUAUUUGUGCUGUUAUAGCUGGAGAAAUAAAGUGACACUGCAUUUUUGGGGCUGUCACUCCUACCAACUGAGCUAACUAAGCAACUAUGAAAUGACAAGAGUUAGGUUGUACUGACAACUCAAAAUGCUGACAAAGCUUAGCUCUGUUGUUACUGCUAGAAAUGUGCUCAAUUUUGGUGCUUUUAUCUUUUAAUGUCUUAUUUCAAGACAUAGUUGUCCUAAUGUAUACUGCAUUACAUAACAUUAUAGCCUGCUCACUCUUGUUCUGAAUGGAUGUAAGGCAGUAAUAAUAGCUUUCAAACAGUUUCUGAGAACCUAUAUGUGCUAAGAAACACCGCAAAGAACACAAUUGAAAGUAAUAAUUUGCUAUUUUUAGUACGAGUGCUGCGAGUAAAUAAAAUCUGAAAUGUACAAAAAUGUGA